UCUUUAAAGUGCUACAUUGUCCUGCAUUUUGCUUCUACAUGUCAUACAGACUUACCUGGCUCAGCUAAACUGGUAUAAACCCCAUACUUUUAGUGAUGUCAGUGCCAGGAUGAGCACUGUUGAGACCACUGAGUUUAUGGAACAAAAAGAAACACUUGGGGCCUGAUUUUAUGUUACAGCACCCUAUGGCCAUGAUUUAUAUCUAACUUUUGCUAGGAUAAAUGACCACACAAAGUGCAGGACAGUGUAGAUUCUGGCUGUCUGUUCCCUCAGGCUUGGUGUGCACUUGACAUUUAGAUAUGCCUAGGUAUGUUAUUCUUGGGGUAGGAAAGAUUCAUGCCCUUGAGUGCUGUAGCUAUCCAAACUGUUGAUGAAAGAAUGCUGCUUCUAUCAGUUUAGCUGCUGUCACUCAGAGCCAUGUCUACGGGAGUGGUUCUUAACUUUUCCAAAUGACUUUACCCCUUUCAGGAGUCUGAUUUGUCCUGCAUACUCUAAGCUUCACCUCAUUUGAAAACUUGAGCUUUGGCUUCAGCCCUGGGCAGCAGGACUUGAGAUUUGGCUUUCUGUCUUGGGCUCCAGUGAGGCUAAUGCUGGCAUUGGCAACCCCUUUAAAAUGAACUUGCCUAUGCUAUUGUUGUGAGAACUGCUGAUAUACUAUAUACAAUAUUAUAAAUAAAUCAUUUUCUGCAUGAAAUUUUAGUUGACCUGAGUUUUCUAGUGGUUUUUAUGUAGCCUGUUGUAAAACUAGACAAAUAUCUAGAUGAGAUGUUGUACCCCCAGAAGUUGAAAACUACUGGCCUAUAGUAGUCGGAAAGCCUCUUUACUAUAAGAAGAGUCUAUAUUAUGGCUACUAUGGUAGCUAAGUCAUUCUGUGUGCCUUGGAUGAAGUCUGUCGGGGGCUUGAAAUAUUUAUUGUAAAUAUUUUUGCCACCUAGCAGCAUAGUGUCUAGUUGUUGAAUGGCAGGCUUUCUCAGCUACUGAUAGAUUCAUAGCUAAAGUGAAGUCUAACAAAAUUUGCAUAAUAGGAUGGCUCUUUGUUGCUGAUAUACAGGUAGGCUGCAUCUGACCACUGUUUUGCCACCAUGUCAAAAUAAGGGGGUGAACCAUGUAUACUUGUAUCUAUAUACCAAAUUUGUAGCAAACAAUAGUUCUGAUUAUGUAUUUCCAUAGAGAAUACACCAUGCAGGUAUACGCACUAGAGACUUUAGUAAUCAGGCCACCAUGAUUGCUGAGAAAAUUUGUCUUAAAAAGAGAUCAACUAUGGGCGUGAAAGGUUUGCAGUGGUUUGUGGCAAAUGCAUGUCCUAAUGCAUGUACGAUGGUAAAUCUUAAAGAAAUGGCAGAAAAACAUCACAUCGAUCAUCCUGACUCUCCUCCUGUAAUUGUGGUAGAUGCUAUGGGUUGUAUUCGACAGUGGUACACCUCAGAAUCCUGGGUCUGUGGUGGCCAGUGGCAAGAGUACCUCGCUAACUUGCAGCAUUUUAUUAAAACUUUUAUGGCAGCUGGUAUCAAGCUGGUGUUCUAUUUUGAUGGUGUGGUAGAGCAGAAAAAGAGAAAUGAGUGGGUCAAACGAAGAUUGAAGAACAACAAAGAAAUAACCAGAAUCUUUCAGUUCCUCAAAUCUAAUAGACAACAACCAGGGAGAGGGAUGUUCUUUAUUCCUUCAGGAUUGGCAACUUUUACACGCUUUGCCUUAAAGUCACUUGGUCAAGAAACGAUAUGUUCAUUGCAAGAAGCAGAUUAUGAAGUGGCUUCUUUUGGACUGCAGAAUAAUUGCAUGGGAAUUCUUGGACAAGAUACUGACUACCUAAUCUAUAACACUUCUCCCUAUUUUUCCAUUAGUAAGCUCUGCUUGGAUAGGAUGGUUACUGUUAUGUACUCCAGAGAGAUCCUCUGCCACACAUUAGGCCUCAACAUAAUGGACCUUCCUCUUUUUGCUUGCCUUCUUGGGAAUGAUAUACUUCCAGAAGACAUUUUGGAGGGUUUCUGGCAGAAAUGUGUAGCUUCAUGUCCUCCAAAGAGCCAGAACUAUGAUAAAAAGACAAACAUAAUUCUAGCUGUAGCAAAUUACAUAUCAAAACUUCCAUGCUCAUAUGAUAGCCUGAAAGACUUGAAAGAAAUGCUUCCUUUGGCAUCAGACAAAUUACUUUACAGGGGAGUGGAAUCCUAUCUCUUGCCUGGCCAACAGUCUCCAUGGCUUCCUCCCAAUGAUUCUCAAAUGCAUCUGGUCAAGCAAGAAAUAGCCACAUGUGCAGAUCAGGACAUCUUUCAGCUAGCUAAAGAACAGCACAUCAGGGCUGAAAAUUAUAUGGUGUACAAUGUCCUAAGUAAAGGAGAAGUGGAAUGCAGCAAUACAUUGGAAGAUGAAUUUGAUACAGAACUUCCUGGACAGGCUCUUAUUUACCGUCCGGUUCGGCAACACAUUUAUUCUGUUUUACUGGAGUCCAGAAAAGACAGCUGUGGAGCUUAUCCUGUAGUAAAGGAAUGGUUUGUGUACUUCGGGAAUCCAAUGCAGCAACCAGACCUCGUACAGCCUGUACAGCUUGACAUCCCAGGUGGAACACCUAGUUUGAGAACAUUGUGGCUCACGAAAGGAUCAGAGGUGAAAACAUUACAGUAUAACACGUUUCUGGCAUGCUUUCAUCUUCAGGACAUGGUGGGGGAGUUCCAGUUGCUGGAUGCACCUGUUGCAGCUGUCUGCUGCCUACUGAUUUACCUUACCCUGCAGGUGGACAGUCUCUCUCUGGAGGACUUGAAUGCGUUUGUGGCUCAUACUCUGUGCCUUCAGGGGAAGUCUGUUGCUCAGCUAGCAGGUUUUCAGCUUGCCCAGGUUGAUUCCAGAGCUGUACACCUUGGUUCUCUCUUCAUUCGUGGACUUACAACUUUGAUUAUGGCCAAUGGUGCCUGUGGUUUUCCAUUGAAUAUGGAUGAUUUGAUGCCCUGGAAGGUGUUUGAUGGAAAACUUUUUCAAAAGAAAUAUCAGCAGUCACACAGAGGGUGUUCUUUGGACGAACUUUUGGAGGGCAAUGGAUCUUUGCACAUGCAGUUCCAGAAUCUGAAGUCACUCAUUUGCAAGGCUUGCACAGUAAAGAAGAGAACAAUUCAGAGCAGACAACGAGGGAAUGAAUUUAUCACAGAAAUGCAAGGAGGAGGAAGGGGUCAUGAUUUCCAGCAAGCGCACGCAACUUAUUUCAUUCCACCACAUCAUACUCAGAACAGGGGAUUCCAGAGGAGAGGCGCUCAACCUUACUUUCAUGGGUCUGAGGCCCAACCUUCUGGUAGAGGAUACAGAUCAGGACAUCGAGACCAGAGGAGGAGGUUCCAGCUUGCGCCCCGACUGUUUGUAUUUUAGAUGGCCCAGAUGACUUUGUCCAUGAUUGGAGCCGAAUGAAAAGUGAUAAGACGACAAAAUGUUUUUUAUAAAGUACUCUAAAUUGAAUAUAAUAAAAUAAUUUCUGUAUUUUUAUUGUACUGUCAAUAAUAUGAUAAAUCCAAUACACAUUUUAAGAUUGGUCGUGAGAAGUAUUUAAUUACAUUACCCUGAUUUCUCUCAGUAUUUCCAAUUCCAUUUCAUUUUGACUUUUCAUACUUCUUUUCAUUAAAUUAGCAAUGUUUGUAAGAGUAUGUGUUAUGCUCUGAGGCAAACUUUGAAAUGUUUGAUUCCCAAUUCCACAGUGAUAGCUGCUUUAUAAAAGUCUCAGACAAUUAUGAUUUCUGACUGUAAAGGAAAUAUGUACAGAAAUGGAGGCUACUUUUAUGUGGUGAAGAAGUUAGAAUAAGUCUAAAGUGGUAAAGCCAUGAGUGAGUUUAAGAGUAAGCUUCAGAGAGGUAGCUGAGUUAGUCUGUAAUAGGAAAAACUUUAAAAAAUAGAAUAGUCUAGUAGCACCGUA
Messenger RNA from Pelodiscus sinensis (Chinese soft-shelled turtle), 3889 nucleotides. The record is from RefSeq and is a predicted model, not a curated record. Lineage: Eukaryota; Metazoa; Chordata; Testudines; Trionychidae.